UAAUAAAACUCGAGAGAUAUCGUUUUUUAUGCAUAUAUGACAAGUAAAUCUAUAUUUGGUUCUGCUAUACUCCUUAUCUUGCAUUUGAAAACUUUUCCAGAGUAGCAAUUAUCCUGUUCAUUUCCAUGUCGCUCUAUAACUUAUGUAAUGUCCCACUUUCCUCAUUAUAAUGUAGGACUAUUUGUAGGACCACUUUGACGUACCUUAGGAUUUAUAGAAGCUGCAACUUUACUCUUACCCUUUCAUAUUUGUUAUCUUCCACAAAAUGAUCAGAUCUCAAGGGAAAAAGAACAAAUAAUAUAAUUGGUAGAGCAAAUUCAGCGAGCCAGAUUCAUUGUCUUCCCUUCAAAGCUUGAAACAUGAUCCCCACUUCAACACUUUUCUUGUCUGCCAUUGUUUCCUUGCUACUAUUACACUAGCUAUAGAAAUGUAAAAGAUAUAAAUACCUAAGAAGUGCAAUCAAUAUGCAGAUGUAUCUGGAAAAAUUCAAUACCAUGGAUUCCCACAACGAAAAACUUGGGUUUUGCGAUUUUUUUAUGAUAGCCAUUUUCGUGGUUUUUGCUAUUCAUUCGUGUCCUACUGUAUAUGGUGAAAGUGGAGCCGAGAAAUUUUUAAACGUGGUGGAGCAAGUGGAAGAUCAUCUACCAUAUUCUAGCAGUAGUGAAGGGACUGAUGAGGUGGAUUUGGAAGAUGAUACAUGGCAAAUGGUGCAGAAGAAAGGGAACCAAUUUGUCAUUGAUGAUCAACCUUUCUAUAUAAAUGGUUUCAACACAUACUGGUUGAUGGUAUUUGCUGCUGACCAAUCAACAAAAGGGAAGGUCAGUGAGUUGUUUCAACAGGCAUCUUCUGCAGGUCUCACAGUUUGUAGGACUUGGGCUUUCAAUGAUGGUCAAUAUCGUGCUCUUCAAAAGUCCCCUUCAGUUUAUGAUGAAGAAGUUUUCAAGGCUUUGGAUUUCGUAGUAAGUGAAGCACGAAAAUACAAGAUCAGGCUUAUACUUUCAUUAAUCAACAACUGGGAUGCAUAUGGUGGAAAAUCACAAUAUGUCAAAUGGGGAAAAGCAGCCGGCUUGAAUUUGACAUCCGAUGAUGACUUCUUUUCUCAUCCAACUCUCAAAAGUUACUACAAAGCUCAUGUUAAGGCAAUGCUUAAUAGAGUGAAUACACUCAAUAACAUUACGUACAAGAAUGACCCUACGAUUUUUGCUUGGGAAUUGAUGAAUGAGCCUAGAUGCACCUCUGAUCCCACUGGUGAUAUUCUUCAGAACUGGAUACAAGAAAUGGCAGUCUAUGUGAAGAGCAUUGAUCCAAAACACUUACUGGAGAUUGGAUUAGAAGGAUUCUAUGGUCCCUCAACACCUAACAAAGUUCAAUUCAAUCCAAACACAUAUGCUCAACAAGUUGGAACAGAUUUUAUAAGAAACCACCAGGCUCUUGGUGUUGAUUUUGCUUCUGUUCACAUCUACGCAGACUCUUGGAUUUCUCAAUCAAUCUCUGAUGUUCAUCUCCAAUUUACCAAAUCAUGGGUUGAAGCUCACAUAGAUGAUGCUGAGAAAUAUCUAGGAAUGCCCGUUGUGUUUGCUGAGUUUGGAGUAUCAACAAAAGAUCCCGGCUACAAUUCAUCAUUCCGGGACACCCUUAUCAGCACAGUGUACAAGAGCCUCUUGGAGUCAACAAAGAAGGGAGGGAGUGGGGGUGGGAGCCUUUUGUGGCAGCUAUUCCCUGAAGGGACAGAUUACAUGGAUGAUGGGUAUGCCAUUGUGCUCUCUAAAUCUCCUUCAACGACUAAGAUUGUAUCGCUUCAGUCAACAAGACUUGCGCUUUUCAACUCCAGGUGUUCCUGGAAAUGCCACUGGGGUUGCAAGAAGAAGAACUCAUUGGAGAAAAUCAGUAACCAUGAUGAGUUAUAAGGUUUUAUAUAUAAGAGAAGUCAGAAACCAACUUGGUUGAAAAGGAAAGUGAGUGUGGAUUCCUAUUAUCUAUCUGGAUCCGCAAGCUCAUGUUAUAUUGCCUACAGAACUUUGAAAAUAAAGUUGGUGUUUUGAACUUGGAGACAGUUAAUGUGAAUAAUAAUAGUAUAUUUUGCAUGCA
Ziziphus jujuba (common jujube) is the source of this 2088-nucleotide messenger RNA. Its product is annotated as mannan endo-1,4-beta-mannosidase 6. NCBI's taxonomy places the organism in Eukaryota, Viridiplantae, Streptophyta, Magnoliopsida, Rosales, Rhamnaceae. Gene Ontology annotation, molecular function: hydrolase activity, hydrolyzing O-glycosyl compounds. The transcript has 6 exons. The coding region runs from base 465 to 1907 and encodes 480 amino acids. The record is from RefSeq and is a predicted model, not a curated record.